Armigeres subalbatus is the source of this 4482-nucleotide messenger RNA. RefSeq lists its product as uncharacterized. Bases 154 to 4482 code for a protein of 1442 amino acids. The transcript has 4 exons. Lineage: Eukaryota; Metazoa; Arthropoda; Insecta; Diptera; Culicidae. The record is from RefSeq and is a predicted model, not a curated record. Gene Ontology annotation, biological process: proteolysis; DNA integration. Gene Ontology annotation, molecular function: nucleic acid binding; zinc ion binding; aspartic-type endopeptidase activity.
GGACAAGUCGUCACACUUCAACAGUUUCUGUUACGAAGGAAAGUUCAUAGUGACUUGAAAGUUUGAACUACAAAACAGUGAUCAGUGAUUUAUCGAAAUACUGCUAACGAUCUGUACUCAAUCUUACACACCAAGAAGCCACACGUAUCCAAAAUGUCCGGCGCGGGAAAAUACGUUCGUGCGCCACACCGCACAUCGUUGAGUGAAAACGGAGACUCUUCUGAUGAUGAAGUACAAACUGGACAGUUUGUACGUGCUCCUCUUGUCCAUUCGCCUAUGGCCGACCAAUCAUAUACCGAUGACGAAUAUGCUCACUAUUCAUACGCUCCGGACUACAAAGAAAAGCUGGAAGCGCGGGUGCUAGAACUAGAGAACGUUAUUAAUGAGCUUAAGGCUAAGCAACGUACUUCACGAGAAGAACCUACGGCUGGUGAGAAAAGCUCACCGACCAUCCCAUACAUUGCACCAUUGAUCGAACCGACGCCUUCCGUUUCAUCCACCAGUGGUGGAACCGUGCGAUGGGAUAACAUUAAACCAUUUCCGAAAAAUGUACCGGCUACCAAAAUGUGGGAAGCAUGGAUCCGCUUCUUGGAAGACUUCGAGAUUGCGGUGUCACUUUCGAACCUCAAGAAUCCGAAGCGGCGUGUCGAACUUCUCCUACUAUCCAUGGGUGAUGAGUUGAAAAGUAUUGUGCGUGCGGCGAAGCUAAGACCCGCCAGUGAUGAUGAUGACUGCUACAACCAAUUGGUUAAGAACAUCGACCAAUACCUCAAGGCCUUGACGGAUCCGGCAGCAGAACACGAGGAUUUCUCCAAAAUGUGUCAGGAAGAGGGCGAAUCUGCGGUGAAAUUUCAUGCUCGGCUGACAGAGAAGGUGCUGCUAUGUGACUAUAGCCCGAUGGACCAGGAGCGGUUCGUUCGCACGCAACUCUUGAGGGGUCUCCGGAAUCAGGAAGUAAAGAAAACGGCACGCACAUACGGUCAUGAUUCCAACACGAUAGUUCAAGCAGCGACACGAGCUGAAGCGUUCCAAUCCGAAGUUUCGAUUUCUGGAUGCGAGCCGAAUGUCCUGGCGGUAAGCAGCAAAAGGUUCUGGAACAUGCAAGGUCAGCGCAAACGACAGUCAGCAAUUCAUCAGGCAUCGGGAAGUUCCACGAAGAAUUUCAAGUAUGAACGGUCAUCAGCUAACCAGGAGAAUGUAAGCCGUCGUUACAGAUGUCCCAGAUGCUACAGGCUUAGUCAUAGAGGUGGAGUAUGUCCAGCCCUGAGUAAAACAUGCAACUCUUGCGGCCAGCGAGGGCAUUUCGCUGUAGCAUGCCGAGUGGACCGUGUAAAUACGCUGAAGGACAAAUCUCCAGAAAUUCCUGUAGAAGAAGAUCAAAAAGAACAGUUUGUCAAUGCUCUAUCCCUCCAAGACGUUCUCGUGGACUGUCGCGUCGGUUCGUCGACCCCGAUCAAAUUUCUUAUUGAUAGCGGAGCGGAUGUGAACGUUAUAGGAGGUACAGACUGGCAUAAGUUAGAGAUGCAAGUUGGAUUGGGAACAGCUUCAGUUUUGCGAAUACCAGUUUCUAAGUACACCGAUAUACGAGCUUAUGCAUCGGACAAGCCCAUGCAGGUAAAAUGCUGUUUCCGUGCUAAGAUAGAAGCAAUAGGAUUGACGAAGCCAGUUGUUAUGGCUGAUUUUCUAGUUGUAGCAGAUGGUAGAAGGUCUUUGCUGGGUAGAGCUACGGCUAGCGAUAUGGAGCUUUUGAAAGUUGGCGGAAUGGUCAACACCUGCGAGCAAUUGUCUGUGUUUCCAAAAGUACCUGGCGUAAAAGUCAGGUUUAGUAUCGAUCAUACUAUUCCGCCAGUUCGAAAUGCCUAUUACAAUAUCCCAGCCGCCUAUCGCGAGGAAGCUCGUCGGCGACUCAAACAAAUGGAAACAAGAGGGAUUAUUGAAAGAGUAAAUACGGCUCCACUAUGGAUCAGUGGCAUGUCCGCUGUGCCGAAGGGCAAGACCGACUUCCGUUUAGUGGUAAAUAUGAGGGCGCCUAACAAAGCCAUCAAACGGGAGUAUUUUCGGUUACCGCUCAUAGAUGAGAUGAAAGUGAAGUUGCAUGGAGCUAGAUUUUUCAGUAAGCUCGAUUUAUCAGAUGCAUUCUAUCAUCUCGAACUGAGUGAAGAAUCGCGUGAACUGACUACAUUCCUGUCAGAGAACGGGAUGUACCGCUUUACACGCCUAAUGUUUGGCGUGAAUUGCGCACCAGAGGUGUUCCAACGUGAGAUGACACGCAUUCUGAAGGACGUUGAGAAUAAAAUAAUAUAUAUUGAUGACAUACUACUAUUUGCGGAUACUCUUGAACAUCUUAGAACAACAGUGGCCCAUGUGUUGAAAACGCUAAGGUCUAAUAACCUUACUCUCAAUACGUCAAAGUGCGAGUUUGAUUGUUCACGACUCAGCUUCUUAGGACACGAAGUCAGCGAGGAAGGUUUCAAUAUCGAGGCAUCAAAGGUGAAAGAUAUCCGGAGUUUUCGACACCCCACUACGUCUUCGGAGUUACGGAGUUUUCUCGGACUCGCGUCGUUUGUAAGUCCGUAUAUCAAAAACUUUGCUGAAAUAACUGCUCCCCUGUGGUCGGUGUCUACAGCACUGAAAUGGAGUUGGGGAGAUGAGCAGAAAAACGCUUUCGAGCUGGUAAAGCAACGUAUUAUUGAUUCGACUACGUCUUUGGGAUUCUUUUCGGAGUCAGAGAAAACUAUAUUAUAUACCGAUGCAUCUCCGAACGCAUUAGGCGCUGUAUUGGUUCAGGAGGAUGACGAAGGGAAAUCACGGAUAAUCAGUUUCGCCUCCAAAUCUUUAACAGCAACUGAGAAAAAAUACGCACAAAACCAGCGCGAGGCACUAAGUGCAGUAUGGGCAGUGGAGCAUUUCUCCUACUUUUUGCUGGGCAGGUAUUUCAUCCUGCGGACAGAUGCUCAGGGAAUGACGUUUAUUUUAAGUAGAACACGAGAGGAAUCUAAAAGAGCACUAACAAGAGCCGAUGGUUGGGCUUUACGUCUCAGUCCGUACAACUAUGAUGUUGAGUAUAUUAAAGGUAAUAAUAAUAUAGCGGACCCAUCAUCGAGGCUAUACUGCGGGAAAGACGAUGCAUUCAAUGAAGAGCUAAGCCCAUGGGAAGUCUGUCACUUGGGACCACGCAGCAUUGAAUUCCUAACUGAAAGUGAAAUUCGAGAAUACAUGGUGAAAGACGACAACUUGAUACAGGUAGUUCGUGCCAUGGAAACGCAGACGUGGCCAAAGAAACUAAUGAGAUUCAAGUCCAUUGCAAAUGACUUAGUUUUCGUCGACGGAAUACUAGUGAAAAACGGUUGCAUCGUUAUACCUCAAGGCCUUCGGCAAAAAACCUUGGAAAUAGCUCACGCAGGUCAUCCUCUAGAAGCUAAACUAAAAAGCAUUCUACGUAGGCGCGUAUGGUGGCCGGGAAUGGCUGCUGACGCAGAAAACUGGGUCAAGACAUGUGCUAUUUGCGCCGUGAAUGGCCGCCCAGAAAGGCCGCCCCCAAUGCAAAGGGCUUUUGCCCCAAAGAGCGUAUGGGAAACUAUCGCAAUUGACUUUAACGGGCCAUAUCAAAAGUUGGGAGGAAUAUCGAUCCUGGUCAUAAUCGACCUCAGGUCUAGAUAUGCGAUUGCUCGUCCAGUCAAGUCAACGAAAUUUGAGUAUACCAGAGCGGUGUUGGACUCUGUAUUUGAGAGGGAAGGUUUCCCCAGGGCCAUAAAGUCGGAUAAUGGUCCACCAUUCAAUGGCGAAGACUAUGCCAAAUAUUGUUCCGAGCGUGGUAUACAAACAGUAUUCUCAACACCAUUCUACCCGCAGCAAAACGGUUUGGUGGAAGGUUUUAUGAAAAACAUAAAUAAAGCUAUGUCUGCCGCAUUGUCAACAGAAGCAAACUUCCAAAAAGAAUUGCAAGCAGCUGUACAGGCAUACAAUGCAGCAGAUCACAGUAUUACAAAAAUGCCGCCAGAGGAAGUUUUGGUUGGUCGGAAAAUUAAGCGCGGUUUACCGCUUCUGAACUACGGUAGGACAGCUCAUGACGAACAGUUAUUGGAUGAUAGAGAUCGUGAGGCUAAACUACAUUCGAAGCGAAGAGAAGACGCUCGUCGUGGAGCUAAGGAAAGUAAAGUGAAACCGGGGGAUACCGUUAUUGUAGAACGCCAAACACGCGCUAAAGGUGAAAGCCGAUUCAGCUCCAAGCGGUACACCGUGAUGGAAGAACGUAAUGGUCAUUUGGUCCUAUGUGAUGAGGACGGACAGCAGCUCAAGCGUCACGUUUCGCAAACCAAAAGAGUCCGGGACUGGCGCAGAACCGAUUCGUCGGAAACUCCAAGACAGGAUUCUGAAUCCAUACGUCCUGCUGGAGAGGAUCACCGCGAACGACCGCAGCGGGAAAAGCGACUUCCUUCUUACCUGUCCGAGUAUGCCCUAAUGGUAGAACAGACAAAAUAG